Messenger RNA from Bombina bombina (fire-bellied toad), 2976 nucleotides. RefSeq names its product programmed cell death 1 ligand 2. Gene Ontology annotation, biological process: cellular response to lipopolysaccharide; T cell costimulation; negative regulation of T cell proliferation. The transcript has 5 exons. Lineage: Eukaryota; Metazoa; Chordata; Amphibia; Anura; Bombinatoridae. Bases 10 to 894 code for a protein of 294 amino acids. The record is from RefSeq and is a predicted model, not a curated record. Gene Ontology annotation, cellular component: external side of plasma membrane.
CAAAAAAACAUGAAGGACUUUCUGUUUUUAAUGCAUUUUAGAAGGCAUCAGGCUCCGGCUCCUCUGUUUUUACUACAUAUUAUAUUUGCUCUGCUUUCCACAACAUUUGCUUUAUUUACAGUACAAGCUCCAAGAUUGUCAUAUCAAGCACUGUACGGAGCCACCGUGCAAAUGGAAUGCAACUUUCAAGUAGAUGAUAAUUUUAACAUUACAAAAUUAACAGUUUCAUGGGACCACAUUGUUAAAUCAAAAAAGAGGGAAGCAUAUCGCAUUACCAAUGGAAUAAAGGAUCUGAUAAGUCAGGAUAAUAAUUACUUUGGGCGAACGUCAAUGUUGAUGGAUGAACUGAAAAAGGGACGGGCUAUCCUUGAGAUAAAGGAUUUGAAAAUUACUGACACAGGGUCGUAUGUCUGCCUUUUACAGCUUGAUGGAUCUGAUUACAAGAUAAUUCAUCUUGAAGUUCAAGCAUCAUAUGAAAACAUACACACGAGUAUGCAGAAAUCCUCUGAUGGAAAUGAAGUGUCACUGACAUGCCAAGCAUUUGGUUUUCCUAAAGCAGAAGUAUACUGGCAGAACAACGGUAUCAAUGCCAGCGUCUCUGAAAAUACAUCCCAUAUCCUGACUGAAGAGUCAUUUUAUAAUACAACAAGCUCUAUAACAUUUAAACUGCAUUCAAAACAAGAAUAUGACUGUGUGUUUUGGAACCAAGCUCUGCAUGAGAGGACAGUAGCUUCAUUUAGGAUUCCAGAUUCUAAAAAAGAAACCCAUAGGAAAUACAUCAUCCCAAUCUCAUGCGUGAUUGCCGUAUUGUUUAUCUUGCUUCUAGUAAUGUGUAUAAAAACAUAUUUUUCUAAGCGCUCCAGAAAAAAAGGUCAAAAUAAUGAGCCACUUUAGUGGUGAAUCUGCUGUAUGGACUGAAAAACUAAAAAAAAAUAGACUUUAACAUAUAUUUAUGCUGCCUGUAGGUUGAUAUAUGCACUUUAUAAUGUGACAAUGUGAUACAAAAACAAUGAAAUAUAUAUUUAAUAAAUAUAAUAUAUAAUACAUAGCUGUUUAUCUCAUUAUGCAGGGUUCGGGGGGAGCCCUAAAUUACAAUAUAAUGCUUUAAAAAAAAUAUUGUUUGAUUUUUCUCCAUGCUGGAGAUUUUUGAUCAUUCGGCCCUAAGAAAGCGAACGUAGAAGCAGAGAAGGAAUAGUGGGUGAAGCUGAAUUUAGAACAAAUUGAAGUGAUGAUUGUAAGCUGAGUGGUAAAACCAUUAGAAGAAUACAGUUAGCUACAAUUCUUGCAAUUUUCUUGAGAUGGAUGUGGCAAAACAUGGUGUGAGAUUAUAUGUGGGGUAAACAAGAGGGCAAUGUAAGGCACACAAUAUAGAAUGAUGCUCACGGCUCGUCCAUUAGAAAGCCAUAGUGAUCAAACAAGAUCAAAGGUAAAUAGAUUCCAAAGACCUUAAAACAGGAAAACUGCAUUGGCUAAAAUUAGAAAAGAUGUGAGGAAAGAGGUUAUAUAGCAGAGUAGACAUAACAGCCUUCCCUGAAGGGAUUAAGUAUUUUGCUUUUUGUAAUGUCAAAAAGAAAAAUGGUAGGGUGGCACUGUAAACUAUUUAUGUUUUUGAGAAAAACAGAUGAGCUUUACUCGGUGCAUCCCCUAUUACUAGUUCAAUGCAAUUCUUUUAAAUCCCUUUCAAGCUUGAAAAAUGCCCAUUUACAGACAAAACACCUAGCCUUUUCUUUCUUUUCAUUUUGUGGUCCCAGAGUUUUCACCAAUGGCCAAGAAUACUGGCGGUAACGGUUUGUGUUGCAUUUCAGUUUUGUUCUAGAGGGGACAACUCACAGAGCUUACAUGUUCAUAAUCAUGCCUCAAUCAUAACUAUUCUCCUUGGUAUCUAUCAUUUGCUUCCAAAUUUCUGGUAAGAUACCCUCUAUAUGCCUAUAUGGCUUAUACAUUUUCUCAGCUAUAAUGCUCACAUUAUGAAUACAUGCCCCAAAAAGAAUAACUUUCUCACACCAAAAUACUAAGCCUAUUACUUGUUAUUCAUACUGAUAGUCAUUGUUUGAAACUUCUUAUACAGGUUUACUUUUACACAAAAGUUCUAGAUUGGAUUUCCAUGAUCACCUUAAUAUUCUCUGCACCCCAAAUAUCUCCUUUUUUUGUACUGAUCAUUUUGGAAAAUGUUAUAAAAGAGAACCUGUGGCCCCUAUUUAAGAGAGUCUGGCGGACCUGAUCCGACAGUGCGGAUCAGGUCCGCCAGACCUCGCUGAAUACGGCGAGCAAUACGCUCGCCGUAUUCAGCAUUGCACCAGCAGCUCACGUGGUCAAUGGGCCGCCAGCAGGGGGGUGUCAAUCAACCCAAUCGUACUCGAUCGGGUUGAAUUGCAGCAAUGUCUGUCCGCCUGCUCAGAGAAGGCGGACAGGGUUAUGGAGCAGCGGUCUUUGUGACCACUGCUUCAUAACUGCUGUUUCUAGCGAGCCUGCAGAAACACGGGGCAUCAAGCUCCAUACGGAGCUUGAUAGAUAGGCCCCUGUAAGUCUACCUCCAUGUUCUCUUAUUAUUUAUUAGUCUAAAUACUACCACAAACAGGGACUAGAUGGCCUGGUGAAUUGGAGGGGCCAGUGGCACACACCCCCCCUUUUCCAUGGUCAUGAGAUAUUUAAUUAUUGGGCUACCCGAAUAAGGUUCAUAUGUUAUUUCAGGUGAUUUAGAGUGAAAGUUAAUGUUGACUCUUGACCAUUGUUUAGCUAUAUCAGCUUUCAGUGGGCAAAUGCAACUUACCAUAGGAAUUUAAAAACCUGGAUACAUAGUCACAGUCUCAGUUUGGUCUAGAUCUUGUUUAUUUACCAUAUAUACUGUUUUUUAUUAUUAUUUACUGUAUGUAAUGGUUUUUAUAGUCCAUCAGAUUAAUGUACCAAAAUAAUAACUCUGUGGUUGUAUUAUUACUUAUGGAAACUCUAAUAAAAAUCAUCUAUAAUAAAAACAAA